Molecule: messenger RNA, 3375 nt
Organism: Taeniopygia guttata (zebra finch)
Lineage: Eukaryota; Metazoa; Chordata; Aves; Passeriformes; Estrildidae
Gene: KLHL41
Product: kelch like family member 41
Biological process (GO): regulation of myoblast differentiation; regulation of skeletal muscle cell differentiation; regulation of myoblast proliferation
Cellular component (GO): M band; sarcoplasmic reticulum membrane; cytoskeleton
Molecular function (GO): protein binding
Source: RefSeq, a predicted model, not a curated record
UUUUAUGUCUAAACAGUAGUGUUUGGUUUAAAACCAAAUGGAUAUUAAGAAGCAGCCCAAAAUUUCAAGGCCUUAAUAUCUGAAGAAAUCGUAUAUGUGAUAUGGUUAUGAAUAAAAAUAAUCUUAGAGCAAGGGCAAUCGAUAGAAAGUUAAGGAUUUUUUUCCUAUCCUUAUGACUGCAGCAAUGAGCUGUAUUAAGCAACUCUGAAAAAGUGAACAGCAGUUAAAACUGACAACUCGAUUAAUAAUAUUUCUAUUUCAGAAUAUUUAGUAACAUGUAUCUGUGCAAUCUUGCUCAUAGCUGUGUCACUGAGGGUCAGAUUCUGCUGUCCUUACUCAUGUAAAAUUAUUUAUUACAUUGAACAUAAUCGUACUGAUUCAAUGUGGAGAAUGAUGGUAAAACCUGACCAUAGUGACUAAGAGCAACAGUUGCUUCUUUCAGUCUUUGACAGCUGCAAGAGCAACUCUGUUUUUCCAAACCGUCCAUCCCAAAUUCCAACCUGUAACAGUAUGUACCUAUAUUUAGCUAGUGAGAUUAAGUUGCAGAGGCUUCAAGCAGGGCAAAAAGCACAUUGGUCUGCCUUUUUUACAGACAAACCUUUGGGCAGACAACAGCUAAAGCUUUCUACUCCCUCCCCUUUCCCAAGUGUUUGCGAAAUGGACUCCCAAAGGGAACUCUCUGAGGAGCUAAGACUUUACCAAUCCACUCUCCUUCAGGAUGGCCUCAAGGAACUCCUUGAAGAGAAAAAGUUUGUAGAUUGCUCUUUAAAAGCUGGUGACAGAAGCCUGCCUUGCCACAGAUUGAUUCUGUCGGCAUGUAGCCCUUAUUUUCGUGAGUAUUUCUUAUCUGAGCAAAAUGAAGAGAAAAAGAAGGAAGUAGUUCUAGAUAAUGUUGACCCCAACAUCCUGGAUAUGAUUGUCAAAUACCUUUAUUCAGCAAGUAUUGAUCUCAAUGAUUCUAACGUGCAAGAUAUUUUUGCUUUGGCCAGCCGCUUUCAGAUCCCUUCUGUAUUCACUGUGUGCGUCUCCUACCUUCAGAAGAGGCUGGCUGUUGGUAACUGUCUGGCCAUCCUUCGGUUAGGUGUUCUGCUUGAUUGCCCAAGACUUGCAUUUUCUGCCCGUGAUUUUGUUUCAGAUCAUUUUGUGCAGAUCUGCAAAGAAGAGGACUUCAUGCAGCUUGCCCCUCAUGAACUUAUCUCAGUUAUUUCACCUGACAGUUUAAACGUGGAGAAGGAAGAACUGGUAUUUGAAGCAGUAAUGAGAUGGGUCCGAACAGACAAGGAGAACAGAGUAAAGAGCCUGGGGGAAAUUUUUGACUGCAUACGUUUUCGUCUAAUGCCUGAAAAAUAUUUCAAAGAACAGGUUGAGAAAGAUGAUAUAAUUAAAAGCAACUCAGACCUUCAGAAAAAAGUUAAGAUUAUUAAGGAUGCUUUUGCUGGAAAACUGCCUGACUCUAGCAAAAGCACAGAAAAGUCAACCAAAGGGGAGGUGAAUGGUGAUGUAGGAGAUGAAGAUUUAUUGCCUGGCUACCUAAAUGACCUUCCCAGGCAUGGCAUGUUCGUCAAAGACCUGAUUCUUCUGGUUAAUGACACUGCUGCAGUAGCUUAUGAUCCUCUUGAAAAUGAAUGCUACCUAGCAGCCCUUGCAGAACAGAUUCCCAGAAAUCAUUCCAGUAUAGUCACCAAACAAAAUCAGGUCUAUAUUGUUGGAGGACUCUAUGUGGAAGAGGAGAACAAGGAUCAGCCUUUCCAGUCAUACUUCUUCCAGCUGGAUAGCAUUGCUGGUGAGUGGGUUGCUCUUCCUCCACUGCCGUCAGCCAGGUGUCUCUUCGGGCUGGGAGAGUCAGACAACAAGAUCUAUGUAAUAGCAGGCAAGGACCUUCGCACUGAGGAGUCGCUAGAUUCAGUAUUGUGCUAUGACCCUGUGGCAAUGAAAUGGGGUGAGAUCAAAAAACUGCCCAUCAAAGUAUAUGGCCAUGCAACUAUCUCAAACAAUGGAUUGAUAUAUUGUCUUGGUGGGAAAACUGAUGAUAAGAAAUGCACUAAUAGAUUAUUUGUGUACAAUCCCAAGAAAGGAGACUGGAGAGAUCUGGCUCCAAUGAAAGUGCCUCGUUCGAUGUUUGGAACAGCCAUCCAUAAGGGCAAGAUUGUCAUUGCAGGUGGUGUCACUGAGGAAGGCCUUACUGCAUCUGUUGAAGCUUUUGAUCUGACCACCAAUAAAUGGGAGAUAAUGCCUGAAUUUCCCCAAGAGAGAAGUUCCAUUAGUUUAGUCACUUUAAGCGGAGCUUUGUAUGCUAUUGGAGGCUUUGCAAUGAUUCAGCUUGAAUCUAAAGAAUUUGCACCUAGUGAAGUCACUGACAUAUGGAAAUACGAUGAUGAGAAGAAAGAAUGGGUUGGCAUACUGAAAGAGAUCCGAUAUGCUACUGGAGCCUCCUGCCUGGCCACACGCUUAAACCUCUUCAAGUUAUCAAAACUGUAAACAAAAUGCUGGAAGAUAUGAUAUGGUGAGGGAGUUUUGAUAGGCUCUUCUGGUUUUGUUGCAUGAAAAUGUCCCCAAAUUGUACAGUUUUAUAGCAUCAUACUAGUCAUACUGGGAACCGUUAAAUAGUUAAUUUGUCUGUCCACUUCUUAAGAUAUUUUCUAGCUAACCAGCAACCACUGAAGCCAGUGUUUAAAUUUCUAAAGGGUUAUAAUUAAUGUUGAUUAGAUUAAGAUUUUGGCAAGAAUUCAAUUUUCCACUCUGUGAAAUUGCAAACAACACUAGUUAGCUUUCCUUGCACCCCAUACAAUCCAGGUAUUGGUGGCUAGUCCUCUAAACAAUGUGCAUGAAUUAAUUAAGUUAAAUACAACUAAUAGAUAGCUCAUUCUAUUCUAACUGGCAGCUUGUAUGGCCAGGUUUCCCCUUUUAGUAAUGUAUGUAAAUCCUUCACUCUUCAGCAAUAUCUUGGAAAUAUUCUCAUCACAGACCUCAAAAAAUAAUUUAGCUUGGAAUUUAAAUGAACGUUUUAAACAAAAGUGGCUUAAUAAUACAUGGCCUACUAAAUGCCAGUCUCAGCCAAAGCUAUACUAAUAAACAGAGGAGAGGGUAGAGAGAGAAAUUAAUCAAGUUAGUAGCUCUACUAUUUUACCUACUAUGUUUAGACUUCUGAUAACAAGGAUUUUCCACUUUUUUAAUGCUUUUAUAUUUAUUUCCAAAGCAAAUAUUUUAUGGAAGUUUUUCCUAGAGAUCUGAGGCCGAUAACAAGCAGUCAUGAAAAAGUCCUAAAAGAACUAUCUUUAGCAAAUAUCUGUGACAGAGAGGACUUUUUCAUUUACUAUAGAGUUGAUGCAUUUUGACAUUGAAACUUGUAACAAUUAAACUUUGUUUUUAAAACUA